This is a messenger RNA of Chenopodium quinoa (quinoa), 3202 nucleotides long. RefSeq names its product protein-tyrosine-phosphatase MKP1-like. Lineage: Eukaryota; Viridiplantae; Streptophyta; Magnoliopsida; Caryophyllales; Amaranthaceae. The transcript has 2 exons. Gene Ontology annotation, biological process: protein dephosphorylation. Bases 647 to 2839 code for a protein of 730 amino acids. The record is from RefSeq and is a predicted model, not a curated record. Gene Ontology annotation, molecular function: protein tyrosine/serine/threonine phosphatase activity; actin filament binding.
UUUUAAAAAUUUAAUUUCCCCUUUUCCCCAAAUCCAAUUGUUUCAAUUUAGUUCAUCAAUUUUAUACACACUGCUUGCACUCUCUUCUCACUUUCUGGGAAAAAGAUUGGUGGUCAGCAAAAUACAGCACUUUCAAUUUCCUCUUUCUUCUUCCUCAAAUACUUCAAUUUUCACUGAAUUGGGUAUUAAAUAACAAAAAAAACCCAUUUCAAUUUUAAUAUUAUAUCUUACCUAAAACGUCUCUUUCUUGUUGCCAGAUUCUUCGUAGACUUGUUUACAAGUAAGUAAGUCUUUCUUCAACAUUUUCGUCUUACCCAGAAUUUGAUUUUACUUGUUCAAUGUUUUUUUAUGUUUAAUUUUCCUUUUACUGGGUCGUUUUCUGUGUCUGAUUUAGAUUUUUCUUCUUUUGAAUCGUGGAAUUCUAAGUCUAGGGUUUUAGGUUGAAAAAGGUGGGCAAUUUUUUUAUAAUUUUCCCCCAAGAAAAUAUAAUUUGAUUUUAUUAAAAUGUUUUUUUAGGUAUUUAUGAUAGGACCCAAUUGUUGUAUGUUCUUUCUAGGAAGAAUCCUGAGAUGGGUUUGUAUCAAUUAGUCUGAAAUUUGUUGAUUUGUUUUAGCCUUUUAGGGGGGGGGGGGAGGGGGUUAGUGAGAUGUUAGGUGCAGGGGAUGAAGAGGGGCAAGCUAAUGCCCGGAGAACUUAUCUUAGGUCAGUUUCAUGGUCUGAUAGAUCACCUAAUAAGCCUAAUCCUGUAUACCCUAGAGCGCAACCGAGCAAUAAAGCUCGGUCUUGCUUGCCGCCACUCCAACCCCUUUCGAUUUCUAGGCGAACUGUGGAGGAGUGGCCUAAGGCGGGGUCAGAUGAUCUGGGGGUUUGGCCUCUGCCUACUACCCCUGGAGGGAGAAUUGGAAGUGGGUUGGGUGUAAACACGAGUGGGAGUUCGAAAAUUGAGGUUGCUGGGAGAGAGUUUGAAUCUAAUAAGGAUAAGCUUGCUUUCUAUGAGAAGGAAUGCUCGAGGGUAGUGGAGCAUAUAUAUUUAGGAAGUGAAGCUGUGGCUAAAAAUCGCGAGGUUUUGAGGCAGAAUGGGAUCACUCAUGUGCUCAAUUGUGUUGGGUUUGUUUGCCCGGAAUUUUUCAAGGGUGAUCUUGUGUACAAGACACUUUGGUUGCAGGACAGACCCUCAGAAGAUAUAACAAGUAUCCUUUAUGAUGUGUUUGAUUAUUUUGAGGAUGUUAGGGAGCAAGGUGGGCGGGUUUUGGUCCAUUGUUGCCAAGGGGUGUCUCGAUCUACCUCUUUGGUUAUCGCAUAUCUUAUGUGGAAAGAAGGGCAAAGCUUUGAGGAUGCUUUCCAGUAUGUGAAGGCUGCUCGAGGAGUAACUAAUCCUAACAUGGGGUUUGCUUGUCAGCUUCUUCAAUGUCAGAAGAGAGUUCAUGCCAUGCCCAUAAGUCCUAAUUCUAUUUUGAGGAUGUAUAGGAUGGCUCCACAUUCUCCAUAUGCUCCCCUUCAUCUUGUACCCAAAUUAGUGCGCCAUCCUAGCAAACGUAGUCUUGACUCCCGUGGGGCGUUUGUUGUCCAUGUUCCUUCUGCCAUAUAUGUAUGGAAUGGGAAGUAUUGUAGCUCAAUGAUGUCUAAUAAUGCGAGGAAGGCUGCUCAGCAGGUCAUUAAAUAUGAGAGGGCACAUGGACCUCUUCUGCCAAUAAAGGAGGGUGAAGAGCCAUCUGAAUUUUGGGAUACUCUUUCCAGUGGAGAAAUUCUGAACAAUGGUACUGAUGUGAUAGAGUCUAUUGAAGGUAGGACUUUAUGUAGUGGAUUAGUUGAUGAAGACAUGGCCAAUAGUGAUGUUAGCAAUAGAAAAGUUGAUGAAUACGAUCAAGAUUUUGAGAUCUUCAACAAGGCACUUGCCGGUGGAGUUGUUCCUCCUUUUACUUUGUCGAGUUCUGUGAGUGAAACUCAUCUUCCUGCUCGGGAAAAUGGAUGGGGUAGAUUGAGGAAGAAAUUCGCUAAUGGUAUCAUGAAGGGAUUUUUUUUGUCACCUAUUGCUUGCCAGAAUACUCCAUCUGUUCUUGAAAGUGGAACUGACUCCCAACAUAUUGGAGAAGAACCUGUUUCCCCCACUGCCUACUUUUUGCAGUCUACCCUUAAACAUAGCUUAUCUGAAUCUAUCUUACCCAAUACAGAUUGUAUUAGUGAAGGGUUUGAACAGCUUGCUCAUCAUGCUGAUUCAUCAUUUCCAUUACCUAGUCCUUGUAGCUCGCCAGACUCUUUAUCUCCUUAUCCAAACAACAGUCCUCCAUUCAAUUCCAAGUCCCCUUCUCUUUCCCCGUCCACUUCAGAUUAUUCCAGCCCUUUUACCUUUUCACCAUCCUCUUCAAAUUGGUCAGACUCAUCUAACCUUUCUUCACAACCUUCACCUUCGGGGUUGGAAUUAUCUGAUCAUUUGUGUACGAGAACUUCAGCUUCGAGUGAAACCGAUUGUCUAUUUAAAGAAGGGAAUACAAGAUCACGUGUUGAUGCAUUUUCUGCUAUAAAUGGCUGGAAACCAUCGAAUUUCUGUUUGUCAUGUAAAGGUACUUCUCCUUCAAUUGCUGAACGCCGGGGCAGUAAUCCACCUACACUGAUGUUACUUGCAACGGCUGAUUCAGCUCCAGCUCAUGUUUCCAGUACCUUGGUUAGAUCAUGGUCCUUUUCUCUUCCUAACUUGGGUGAGGAGAUAAAAAGUGAAAAUCAUUACGAGCCAAAACAUGGUGAGGUCAGUGAAGUAUGUACAGAUGUCCUGAUGUUAGAUCAGAUCAGUAGAGAAACCGGAGAAGAAAAUAUUCACAGAACGUCUAAACUUGAAUUAUAACCUGAAGCUCAAGCUUCACCAAUUAUGGAGUAAUAGAAGUUUGAGCAUCCCGAGUAAUAGAAGUUUGAGCAUCCCGGGCAGUGCCAAGACCUUACUCUCUCUGCUUGUGAAAUGUUAGGGGAAAUUUGAAUUAUAUUUGCUCCUAAUCAUAUCGGUCCUGGAGAACAUAUAUAUACCUCCAUGUUGUACACUCUAAUGACUAGCAUAUUAGAGCCAUAUGAAGUACAAUAAGAGAACCCUUUUUGCUUUGGUAGACAGAUAAAAUCACAGCAUGUAGACAUGUAGUUUCAAUUGUAAUACUAUAUCAUUACCUCUCAGUUCGAAUUAGAUUAUUAUCAAUUUCAUGUUAUUAAGUUUAAGCCA